This is a messenger RNA of Anopheles stephensi (Asian malaria mosquito), 2397 nucleotides long. Its product is annotated as protein peste-like. Gene Ontology annotation, molecular function: scavenger receptor activity. Gene Ontology annotation, cellular component: membrane; cytoplasm. The coding region runs from base 557 to 2038 and encodes 493 amino acids. Lineage: Eukaryota; Metazoa; Arthropoda; Insecta; Diptera; Culicidae. The transcript has 3 exons. The record is from RefSeq and is a predicted model, not a curated record.
ACGCUUCCGGACAUUAAGUUCAAACAGUUCCAGCAAACUCCGAUCGCGCUCUUCGAGCGAAUGCCUGCAGAGCUUCAUCGACGGCGAUAGUCAGCUUUAAAGUUGUUUGUUCCUUGCACAGAGCUGCCAGCACGUGGACCACCAUCGUGGCGUGGUUUAACGUCAACAGGUAUGAAAAUUGCAGUGGAUAUAUGACGCACAUUGCACGGCGGACGAGCGAGCAAGUGUGCAUCGGUGGGGGUUUGAAAGAAAAAAACACACACACAACGCUACUCGCGUUGCCUUGUCGUGCUGGUGCAUCGUCGCCGUCAGCCCGGUACAAGAUCGAAAGUUGUACUACGGCUGGUGGCUGCUAGAGGCAGGAAUCAUUCGUAUCUGUGGUAUCGAACGUGAGCGUCACGCACGGCGGAUCGUACGGUCGGUUCGGAUGUGUAGCGCCAGUCAACACUCAAUCAAUCACUCUGUACAUCCAUCUCGAUCAAUCACAAUCAACCUGACGCGGUGGUCCUGCCAGUGACUUCUAAAUUCGACGAGUCCUCAGGACUAAUUCUGAACGAUGGCUAGCUGCUGUCGGUGGUAUCUGGUGGUUGGUUUGGGCCUAGGUACGGCAGCAACCGGAUUAAUAUUUCUACUAGCGUGGCGUGACAUAUUCGACAUACUUGUGGCAGAGGAGAAGUCUCUACUGCCGGGUUCAGCACUCUACAAAGAAUGGAGACGCCCGACGAUCCGGCCUCGAUGGGAGUUUUACGCGUAUAACUGGAGCAAUGCUGAGGCAUUCCUGAGCGUUCCGCAGAAGGCUUCUUCGGCAAGCUUUGAGGAGCUGGGUCCUUACAUUUACGAUGAAUACACCGAAGUCGUGGACGUGAAGUUUCAUCAAGCGAAUGGGACGCUGUCCUACCGCAAGCGUACCUUCUUCCGGCAGAGUGAUGUGACGGUGCCGGUGGAGAUCACCAGCGUAAACUUCGUGGCCCUGCUCGCGUCCCAUCUCGCCCGAACCAUGCACUACUCCGUCCAGCGGGAGUUAUCCUUGUUGCUGCACAGCUACGGUCAAGGUGUUACCGUGUCCAGACCGGUUGGGCAGUUGCUGUUUACCGGCCAGCGGGAACCAAUGUUGGAGCAGAUGCGGAAACUGCUCUGCACCGGGAAGAACGUCAGUGUGCCGUGUCCGGACGAACGGUUGGCUUACUUCCGUACGUUUAACGUGAGUCGCCGACCGAGCGAGAUGUACAGCAUGGACGUUGGUGUUCAGGAUCGUGCCAGCUACGGAAUAGUACGUUCCUGGGGUUCGCUUGCGAGUCCUGCCGGGCACGCACAGUUCCGACCCUGUGAUGGGUUUGCUGAUCUUACCGGGGAUCUGUUUCCUUCCCGCAUUGAUCGCCAUAAACCGAUCACCAUCGUCCUGCCGGAACUUUGUCGAAGACUAACGCUUGAGUUUGAUCGUGAACAGCUUGUUGAUGGGAUCGUAGGAUAUCGCUACACCGUCCGCAUGGUACGUCCGUUUAAUGGCGAAAUGACAGAACCAACCGGGAUGAACAGUUGUCCGGAUGUCUCCAUUCGGUUGGGCCGCUACGGUAUACUGAACUCGAACGAAUGCAACGGUCUACCGGUGUUCGAAGCGGACCCGAACUCCGACCAACCUGCGGACGAUAAACGCCAACUAUACUUCAUCCUAGAACCGACGACUGGCACCGUACUGGAGUCGUACAUUGGACUUACCUACCACACGGUUCUACGCCCGAACGAACACAUCGCACUGUUUCAGAACGUACCGGAGCUUCGGAUACCGCUGUUCCGCUUCGUGCGCCACAUUCAACUGAGUGAGAUGAAGUCGGCAAAGCUGAAACAGCUACUGCACCUGCUGGACGUUGGCCAUCAGGCAGCUCUGGGCGGUUGCAUUUCGGGCCUAACCAUCGUGUUGUUAACCGUACUGUACGCUUGCUGGUGGUCACGUAAGCCCAGCAAAAAUCGUAACGAUGAGUAUAGCAUCAUCGGGAUGCAGCUGAGCAAUGGUGAACGGGACACUCCAUUUGUGAAAUAAACAUUAAACAUAUGAGGAAAGGAAAACGUACCAGCAAGCCGUUAGAAUUUUAAAUACAAAAUCGAGCUAAACAAAAGUCGACGAAAGCUCGCUGGAUAAGCUUUUACUGCUAUUCGAGUUUGGUGAAACUUUCAUAAUUCGAGCAAAAAGCUUUGCAAGCUUCGCACUGUUCGAGCAAAUGGUGAGUGAGAAUCGACCAGUUACGUACAGUGAUGGGCAUUAGAAUAAGACAACAUUGAUAUCUAAUUUUCUAACUACAGCCAGUUCCCUCAUAACGUGAUUGUCAACUUACUCAAUUUCAAAAACACGCCAAUUUGAAAGUGUUAUAAUUCUAAGAAUAAAAAAAUUAAAUAAUCCAU